GAGUGAGACUCUAUCUCAAAAAAAAAAAAAAAAAAAAAGAAAGAAAGAAAGAAAACAUUUUUAGCCAUGAACUUACAUUACUGAUCUAUGAACAGGAUUUUUAUUUUAAAUGUAGAAUGCUGAUAUUUUCUGAUUUAAACAUAUGUAUUCUUAAUGAAAAAUCCAACGAAGAAGGUAAAAUGACCUGUCAACACUCUUUUGCCAAUAUUUCCUUUUCAGAAAGUCCCAGAAAUGGAGUUUAGGUUUAUCAUGGAUACCUUUAUUGGCAGCUUUCAAUAGAAUGUUAAAUUUUUCACAAGAAAUGUUCUGUUCUUCAAUACUGACUCUUGUCCUGUGGAUGGUAUAGAAGUAUUCUAUUUAAAUUUUGUAACCAGCCACCUGACUAAAGAGGUAUAUAGACAUAUUAGGCAAAUACUGAUAAUUUGCCCCUUCGUAUCCUCAAAAGUCAUCUUUGAUUAUUUUUACAAACUGCAUUGCAUUAAGUAAUGUUUCUAGACCCAGAUUCUCAACUCUGCCAUUGUAAUGUGAAAACAACCCGAGACAAUAUGUUAUAGAAUGGAUCUGGCUGUGUUGCCACAAGACUUUGUUUACAAAACAGGUGGUCCGGGCCCUGGACACUAUGUUACUGACCCUUGAUGUAGGUAAUCAUAUGGCUUUUCUGCACUAAUUCAAGUUUGGGCAAUUAGAGCUCAUGGACUAAAUCUAGCCUAGUGCCUGUUUUUGUUCAUAAAGUUUUAUUGGAACCCAGCCACACUCAUUUGUCAAUUUUUUUGUAUACUGUCAUUUUUGUGCUAUGAUGGUGGAAUUGAGUGGUUCCCACGGAAAUUAUAGGAAAUGUUUUUUUUUACAUGGAAAUAAUGUUUUUUUAACAAAAUAUUUUAUUGCUGACACUAGAGAUUACAAAUAACAUAUAAACUUUGUCAGUGUUAUGGUAAUUAGUAUUUUUUCUUCUACUACUAUAUACAGAUAUCGUAAGUACUUUUUCAUUCACUAACCUCCUAAUUUAUAUGCUCUUCUAGUAAAUUUUAACACUUAUGUAUUAAAACCUGCUGAAAUGAUAUCAUUCUUAUUUUUCCAGCCCAUAAUAAUUUAGGUUUUAUCUCUUACCAGGUUUUUCCUUUUACUCCUUCUUGCUCCUCUGCUUAUACUGGAAGCUUCUUUCUCUUUGCUUGAGGAAUACUCAUUAGCGUUUGCUGUACUGUGUGGGCCUUCUGAUGAAGAAUUCUCUCUGGUUUGCCUGCAGAUAUCUUUAUUUAAGUUUGAUUUCCCAAGGAUAUUUUUGCUGAGUAGCCUUUAUAGAUUUCUACUGAUAAUACUUUACAGGGAAUCAAGACAUGGAUGGUGAUGAGUAAUUAAAUAAGACAGUGUUUAUGAUUUUCUUAGGAUGAUGUUCUCAAAUUAUGGAAUAUAUACCCUAGAAUGUAAAAAGACUUCAAAAGGUAGAUGGGCACACAUGGUUUAAAAGAAGAAAAAUAUGGGUGCGCCCUGUGUGUUUGUCUUCUUUCCUAAAAUUGAUCUGCUUGAGGAUUCCACUGCUGCUGGACCAUCACGUGGGAUGGUUCUCUUUCCCACAUCUUCUUUCACUACUAGCAGUAUUCAUACCACUUCCACUUUACAAAAGGAGGUUGUACCUUCCAAACAUCCAGAAUGUUAUAUUUUACGAGCCCAGGUGUAAAAUCUUCUGAAGCACUAAAUAAAAGGAUGGCUAGAUAUUUUGGGGCCUUGAUUUAAGGUGAAUACACAGCAAUCGUGACAACUUCUGGGCCUAAAGAGAAUGUACCACUCAGAGUAAUUUGCUCUUCAGCCCACAGGUGCUCAGAACAAGAGAACUCAAGCGAAGCUUCAAAGGAGGCAGAGAUUCUAAGACUUGAGUAUCACCACUUCUGUGGAUACCCUUGACUUGAGAUUGAGAUUUUUGAACAGAAAUUUAGAGCUAAUCCAGAGAGACAAAGAGGGCAUCCCAGUUAGCAGCCACUUCCCAAAUGGAGAAAAUGAUGCAGGCCCGGAUGAGUUUGAACACAGAUGUACAAGACUGUACAGGACCUUGUAGGUUACAUUUGCCAUCAAUUUGUGUUUGAUAUCUCUGACAGCGAUACAAGAGAAUCAUGGAAUCCCUGACAUUUGAUGAUGUGUCUGUGAAGUUCACCUGGGAGGAAUGGCAGUUCCUGGCCCCUGCUCAGAAAGAUCUAUAUCGGGACGUGAUGUUGGAGAACUACAGCAACCUGGUGUCAGUGGGGUAUCAAGCCAGCAAAUCAGAUACAUUCUUCAAGUUGGAACGAGGAGAACUGUGGACAAUAGAGGAUGAAAUCUGUUUUGACAUCAGGAAAAUUGAUAAUCCUCUGCAGCAUCACUUGCAAUAUCAAAGUAUUCAGAAAAGAGGUCAUUUCUUGUUUAAGCAAAAUUGUGAUAUGUUUGACUUAUAUGAAAAACCUUUAAAAUCAAAUUUUAGUAUUGAAAACCAGAACAGAAGCUGUGACCUAAAGAACUCUACUGACUUUAAUGGAGAUGGGAAAUCCCUUUUUCAUGCUAACCAUGAACAAUUUUCUUCUGAAAUUAAAUUCCCUGUAAGUACAAAACCUAUCAAAAAUAAACCUGAGGUCAUUAAGCAACAGAGAACUCCCAACAUAGAGAAAGCUCAUGUAUGCAGUGACUGUGGGAAAGGGUUCAUCAAGUUGUCUCAGUUCAUUGAUCAUCAGAGAGUUCAUACUGGAGAAAAACCUCAUGAAUGCAGUAUGUGUGGGAAAGCAUUCUCCAGAAAAUCCAGGCUAAUGGAACAUCAGAGAACUCAUACAGGACUGAAACAUUAUGAAUGCACUAAAUGUGACAGAACCUUCCUCAAGAAAUCACAGUUCAAUAUACAUCAGAAAACUCAUAUGGGAGAGAAACCUUAUACAUGUAAUGAAUGUGGGAAAGCCUUCAUCAAAAAGUGUCGGCUUAUUUAUCAUCAGCGAACUCACACAGGAGAGAAACCCCAUGAAUGCAGUGUAUGUGAGAAAGCCUUUUCUACAAAGUUUAGUCUCACUACACAUCAAAAAACUCAUACAGGAGAGAAACCUUAUAUAUGUAGUGAAUGUGGUAAAGCCUUUAUCGAGAAGAGGCGUCUUACCACACAUCAUAGAACUCAUACUGGUGAGAAACCCUUUGUAUGCAGUAAAUGUGGGAAAGGCUUCACCUUGAAGAACAGUCUUGUUACACAUCAGCAAACUCAUGCAGAAGAGAAAUUAUAUACAUGUAGUGAAUGUGGAAAAGGCUUUUCAGUGAAGCACUGUCUUAUCGUACAUCAACGAACUCAUACUGGAGAGAAACCCUAUAUCUGCAAUGAGUGUGGAAAAGGCUUCACCUUGAAGAGUCCUCUAAUCAGACAUCAGCGAACACAUACAGGAGAGAAACCCUAUGUAUGCACUGAAUGUCGGAAAGGCUUCACCAUGAAGACUGACCUCAUUAUACAUCAGCGAACUCAUACUGCAGAGAAGCCAUAUUUAUGCAAUGAUUGUGGAAAAGGCUUUACUGUGAAGAGCCGCCUGAUUGUACAUCAGCGAACUCAUACAGGAGAGAAACCCUAUGUAUGUAGUGAAUGUGGAAAAGGCUUUCCAGCAAAGAUCCGGCUAACUGGACAUCAGCGAACUCACACUGGAGAGAAACCUUACAUCUGUGGUGAGUGUGGAAAAGGCUUCACCGAGAAGAGUCAUCUCAAUGUACAUCGGCGCACUCAUACAGGAGAGAAACCCUAUAUAUGCAAUGCAUGUGGCAAAGGCUUAACUGGGAAAAGCAUGCUCAUUGCACAUCAACGAACUCAUACUGGGGAGAAACCAUAUAUAUGCAAUGAAUGUGGAAAAGGUUUCACCAUGAAGAGUACUCUAGGAAUACAUCAGCAAACCCAUACUGGACAGAAACCAUACAAAUGCAAUGAAUGUGGCAAAACCUUCAGGAAAAAGACAUGCCUCAUACAACAUCAGAGGUUUCACACAGGAAAGACUUCCUUUGCAUGUACUGAAUGUGGAAAAUUAUCUUUGCGCAAAAAUGAUCUCAUUACGCAUCAGAGAAUUCACACAGGAGAGAAACCAUAUGAAUGUACUGAGUGUGGGAAAGCCUUCACUACAAAGUCAGGGCUCAAUGUUCAUCAAAGAAAACAUACAGGAGAGAGGCCUUAUGGUUGCAGUGAUUGUGGGAAAGCUUUUGCCCACUUGUCUAUCCUUGUUAAACACAAGAGGAUUCAUAGGUAGUCAUUUUGAGAAAAUCUUGGCAGUUUAAGUCCUCAAGAUAUUAUAGUAUUUGCAAAAAAUAACUUAAUGAUUGCAGAAUAUGUGGUCAUGUAAUUAGUGAUCAGUUACCUCAUGUUUUAUGUUAAAGAAAACAUGUACACAUACACACAAAUAAAACAUGUACAAAACAACUUCAA
Molecule: messenger RNA, 4399 nt
Organism: Microcebus murinus (gray mouse lemur)
Lineage: Eukaryota; Metazoa; Chordata; Mammalia; Primates; Cheirogaleidae
Source: RefSeq, a predicted model, not a curated record